Messenger RNA from Truncatella angustata, 1007 nucleotides. RefSeq lists its product as uncharacterized. The record is from RefSeq and is a predicted model, not a curated record. The transcript has a single exon. Lineage: Eukaryota; Fungi; Ascomycota; Sordariomycetes; Amphisphaeriales; Sporocadaceae. Bases 133 to 663 code for a protein of 176 amino acids.
UUGGAGAUAAAUGCCCGCCUUUCCUCACGAAACAUUUGCUGCAAUGCUGGUUCCGUCACUCGUUACUUUCACAUCAACAACUGUGGCAGAUCAUCCAAAUACAAUCACUUCAUCUUGAGUAGCGCUUAUACAAUGACUUCUCUUUACGGCAUUAGCAUUUCUGUGCUGUCCGAGAUCAUCGAAACUCAAAGGCAUGUUCUGGACAAGAGCGUGGCCUGGGCUGAGGAACACGAGAUCUCCGAAGCUCAAUUCCUCGCUGAGCGUAUUUACCCGAACAUGCUUGAUCUCAGAUUGCAAGUCCUCAUCCCUCUCGUCCUCUCUCGAAUCACGAUCCAGAAAUUGAGCGGCAAGGCGAUACCGGCAAUCACACCUGGGAGCCAAACGCUUGCAGAACUAUACGAGUUGAACGAGGAGACGCAACGAUAUUUGAAGGACGUGAAAAGGGAAGAAGUGGACGGAAAGGAAGAUGAGGAGGUGACAGUUGAGUUUUUUGGAGAGGAGCUGCGCACUUCUGCCAGAGAUCUGGUGCAGAAGUAUACCGUGCCAGUUUCCUACUUCCAUUUGAGUACGCUAUAUGCCAAGUUUAGAAGCAUGGGUGUGCCUUUGGGAAAGAAAGAUUAUACCUGUGUUACGAUGAAAGACUUCAAGUUGGUCAAUCCCUGAAAGCCGUCACCCGUAGCAUAGCUGCAGGAUGAAGAAUUCGGAUGCAUGGCGUCUCUUUCACCGAUCGAUAUCUCAAGUUCGCAUGCGGUAGCACUAUAAUGACUGCUGUGGUAGACUGUCUGAUUGGCAGGGUGCUUGAACCCGUGAAAUAAAAGACCAAUGCCAUCAAAGUAGUGAGAAGUUGAUCUUUCAAACUUAAUCAGCAAUCUAUUUUGGUCAUUUUGUAGACUGCAAAACAGAAGCGUUGAUCGAAGCCGUUCCUUUUUCGUAGAACGCAGCGCGUCAUGUAUAACAACUGUACUCCAAUGGCGCUAUAUCUGAGGCACACAGCGCCUGAAUCGUUC